UAGGAACUUACUUUAACCAGUUCUCUUGUCCCCCCCUGUUAUUUUGUAAAUACUACAUUUUCUCAGCAUUUAAUGAGAUUGCAAUGCAUUCUGGUGUACUUUUUUGAGUCAUUUCUCUUUCUACUCAAAACAGAGAAACCCCAUUUCCUGACUUGCUGAAGAUUUAUAAUCUGAACAUUGCUGAGAAAUUUCCAUGGAGGUGCACAAGGCUCAUGAUGCGUCACAACUGCUUUGAGUGCAGACGUGCUACUUCACAGCGGAGUUUGGCAAACACUGUGACCCUGUAGUCAUCUGCCACCCCUGACUGCUAGAAUUUUUCUUCCCCCUCUUUAUAAAGUAUUUCUGAGCAGAACGGUUUUUUUCUUUGAUUUUUUUUUUAGGUUCAUCUAUAAUUUGAGAGACGAUGGCUGAAUACAAGAAUAUUGUUCUUCUAGAAGGAUUAGAGAACAUGGGGGACUAUCAGUUUAGGACAGUCAAAUCCUUACUAAGAAAAGAACUAAAACUUACUAAAAAAAUGCAAGAAGAUUAUGACAGGAUUCAGCUGGCUGACUGGAUGGAGGACAAGUUCCCCAAAGAAGCUGGACUAGACAAACUGAUAAAAGUGUGUGAGCACAUAAAAGAUCUUAAAGACCUUGCUAAAAAACUUAAAACAGAGAAGGCAAAAGUUCAAAAGAAAAAGAAAGGAAAAUGCAAAACGGCCAUGAAAAAAAAAAGGCAAAAUGAACUCAGUUCCUCUGAAUCUCUUUUCAUCAAUAAAGAAUCAAACAAGAGUGUGCCGUCUUCAAAGAAAAAGAGAAAACAGAUCACAAAAACUGAAGGUGGAAAGAAAAAGAAGCUCACUCAGGAGCAGGCUCAGCUUCCAGAAACUUCAGGAGCCAACAUAAAAAAAGAUGAAGAUUGUCUCCAGAAUCCUCAUAAGUCUCCAACACCACCACCCAGUAGUUCCUCAAACAAGAAGAAUCCUGUUGUGGCGUCCUUCUUGCUGGCAAGUCGGGCGUCUACAAGUGGUGCUGAAACCUGGGAACAAGACAUCUUAAGGCACAAACAAAGACCUCCAAGAAAGGGAGGAUUCAAAACUACAUUUCGUGAGAGAAUUAAGAAAAAGAAAAACAGAACCAUCCGAAAACAUAGUAUCUCAAAGACAGAGGGUCCUCAGGAAAAGCAACAACUUGUAGAAUUUUCAUCAACCAGCAACUUCCAAGCUGUAAGCGAACUCCUGACCUUUGAAGGACUUUCAGCAAUUUAUUCUAGCAGACUUCAGUCUUCUCAGAAGCCUCUAGAAGCUCACUUGGAUUUAAAGAUGUCUCCAAGCUCUCCAACAUCACCUUGCCCCAAUCUUCCAGUGUCUCUAUCCUCAGACUCAAAUGUUCAUCUGAACUCUAAUGCACAUUCCAUCCUGUUCAGUGGUGCCCAGGUUCCUCAUGUACCAUCAGCAACAGGAUUCAGUAAUGUCAGGGUCCCUCUUAUGCCUUCAGAAACAGUGUUCAGUUCUUCCAGUGCUCCUCAGAUAUCUCAAACAACAGUACCUAGCAGCAUCCGGGACCUUUACCUUCCUAGACCAGCAACAUUCAAUAGCACAGAGGCUCCUCACAAACAGGCAAUAGCAUCCAGAAAUGUCCAAACUACUAGAGUGCCAUCAGCAAAACUGACAAGCAAAUCCCAGCUCCUAAAGUUGCCUCCUCCAGCAACAGCAUCCAGCAAUGCUCAGGUUCCUCAUACUCCAGCAACCAUGCCCAGAAGCAUCUCUGUCACACAGGUACCUCAAACAACAACAUCCAGUAGCAUUCAGACUCUUAACUCUGCUACAGUAAAAGCAUCCAAGAAUGUCCAGGCCCCUCAAGUAUCUUUACCAAUACCACCCAAUUAUUUUCUGGCUUCUGUGGCACCUCUAUCAGCAACACCCAACUGUCUUACAUCUCCUGGGCCACUUUUGUCAAUAGCCACAAGCAGAGCCCAGACUACACAAAUUGAACCAGGAAAAGAAUCCAUUUGUGUCCAGGCUCUUCACGCUCCUUCAUCAACAGUGUCCAGAAGUAAGUGCACCACUCCAUUGACACAAGGGGCAGAAUCCAGUACUGGGAAAGCCCUUCCCCUUCCUAAAGUAAAAGCAUGCACGAUAUUCCAAGCACCUCGGGUGUCUUCACCAACUGCAUCCAGCAGUAUCAUGAAGUCACAUGCAACUUCAUCAAAAACAUCCAGCAGUCUCCUGGAUCAACAUGCAACUUCAUCAACAGCAUCCAGCAGCAGUCUUCUGGAUCUAAAGUUGUCUCCAGUAACAGCAUCUAGGGCUCUCAGUGCUAUUCCAGGGCUUUCAGAAACAAUACACAGUAAUCCAUCCAGGGCACCAAGGAGAGGAAUGGUAUCAAAGAAGCCUUCUAGGGAAGAAGGUCACCAUCAAGGUCCCAAACAAGUGAUGGUGUUGAAAGUAACAGAACCAUUUACAUAUGACUUUGAAGAAAAGAAAAGGAUGUUACAUGCUACAGUGGCUACUGAAACUGAGUUCUUCAGAGUGAAGGUUUUUAACACAGCUCUAAUGAGCAAGUUUAUCUCAGGAAAGAUCAUUGCCAUAUCACAUUAUUUUGGGCACAGUGGGUUUCUGGAGAUACACAGAGCUUCCUGUGUGUCUGAUGUGAACGUUAACCCAACAAUGGUUAUCUCAAAUACACUGAGUGAAAGUGCUAUUGCAACCCCGAAAAUUUCUUAUCUUUUCUCACAAGAAAAGGGGACAUUUGUGAAUGGAGAAUUUGUAGUAAUUAUGAAAACUGAGAGGCAUGAAUGUAUUUGCUAUGGAAUUGGAGAUGAUACAGGGAAAAUGGAAGUGGUGGUUUAUGGACGACUCACCAAUGUCAGGUGUGAACCAGGCAGUAAACUUAGACUUGUCUGCUUUGAAUUGACUUCCAAUGAAGACCGGUGCCUCCUGAGGUCUGUAAGGCACAGUUACAUGCAGAUGGUGAAUGAAUACAAGAGAAUUGUUCUGCUGAAAGGACUUGAAUGUAUCAAUAAGCAUCAUUUUAGCUUAUUUAAGUCGUUGCUGGCCAGAGAUUUAAGUCUGGAAAGAGACAACCAAGAGCAAUACACCACGAUUCAGAUUGCUAACAUGAUGGAAGAGAAAUUCAAAGCUGAUGCUGGAUUGGGCAAACUGAUUGAGUUUUGUGAAGAACUACCAGCUCUUAGAAAACGUGCUGAAAUUCUUAAAAAAGAGAGAUCAGAAGUAAUAGGAGAAACAUCACUGGAAAUAAAUAAGCAAGAAGCAGGUCCUGCAACACCUACAUCAACUACAAGCCACAUGUUAGCAUCUGAAGGAGGCGAGACUUCCACAGCUCAGGCGGGGACUUCCAUAGCUCAGGCACGGACUUCUACAGCCAAGAAAAGAAAAAGUAUGGGAGAAGAAGAGACUGGAGUGAAAAAGAGCAAGGCGGCUAAGGAACCAGAUCAGCCUCCCUGUUGUGAAGAACCCACAGCCAGGUGCCAGUCACCAAUACUCCACUGCUCAUCUUCGGCUUCUUCUAACAUUCCUUUGGCUAAGAACCAAAAUUCACAACCCCAGAACCAGAACAUUCCCAGAGGUGCUGUUCUCCAUUCAGAACCCCUGACAGUGAUGAUGCUCACUGCAACAGACCCAUUUGAAUAUGAAUCACCAGAACCUGAAGUAAAGAACAUGUUUCAUGCUACAGUGGCUACAGUGAGCCAGUAUUUCCAUGUGAAAGUUUUCAACAUCGACUUGAAAGAGAAGUUCACAAAAAAGAAUUUUAUCACCAUAUCCAAUUACUUCGAGAGCAAAGGCAUCCUGGAGAUCAAUGAGGCUUCCUCUGUGUUAGAGGCUGCUCCUGACCAAAUGAUUAAAGUGCCCAACAGUAUUAUCAGAAAUGCAAAUGCCAGUCCUAAGAUCUGUGAUAUUCAAAAGGGUACUUCUGGAGCAGUGUUCUAUGGAGUGUUUACAUUACACAAGAAAACAGUGAACCGAAAGAACACAAUCUACGAAAUAAAAGAUGGUUCAGGAAGUAUAGAAGUGGUAGGGAAUGGAAAAUGGCACAACAUCAACUGUAAGGAAGGAGAUAAACUCCACCUCUUCUGCUUUCACCUGAAAAGAGAAAACAACCAACCAAAGUUAGUGAGUGGAAACCACAGUUUCAUCAAGACAUCAAAGAGAGGAACUGUACCAAAGGAACCUGCUAAGGAAGAAGAUCACCAUCAAGGUCCCAAACAAGUGAUGGUGCUGAAAGUAACAGAACCAUUUACAUAUGACCUGAAAGAGGAUAAAAGGAUGUUUCAUGCUACGGUGGCGACUGAAACUGAGUUCUUCAGAGUGAAGGUUUUUGACACGGCUCUAAAGAGCAAGUUCAUCCCAAGAAGUAUCAUUGCCAUAUCAGAUUAUUUUGGGUGCAAUGGGUUUCUGGAGAUAUACAGAGCUUCCUGUGUCUCUGAUGUGAACGUUAACCCAACAAUGGUUAUCUCAAAUACACUGAGACAAAGAGCUAAUGCAACUCCUAAAAUUUCUUUUCUUUUCUCACAAGCAAGGGGGACAUUUGUGAGUGGAGAGUACUUAGUAAUUAAGAAAACUGAGAGGAAUAAAUUUAUUUACUAUGGAAUUGAAGAUGAAACAGGGAGAAUGGAAGUGGUGGUUUAUGGACGACUCACCAAUGUCAGGUGUGAACCAGGCAGUAAACUUAGACUUGUCUGCUUUGAAUUGACUUCCACUGAAGAUGGGUGGCAGCUGAGGUCUGUAAGGCACAGUUAUAUGCAGGUCAUCAAUGCUAGAAGGUGAAGGAAAGCCACUCAACCCAGACACCAACAGGAGAACCUCUCUGGAACCAUACUUCUGAUAACAUGAAUGCCAAUGAUAUUUUUUGUGGAGAUAAGAUUCAAUUACAGAAAAUAGAUGUGCAUAGGCCUGUUGAAAUAUCAGUCUUAUAAAGACCAUCUCCUAAUUCUAGGAAGUGGUGUAUUCUUAUAUUCUUUACACAUUUUCUACAUCUAAAUUCAUUUGUUGUCUCUAUAACUUCUAAAACUGUUCAAUUUGCAAUUUUUAUAUCUAUAACAUUAAAAGAAUCACACAAUUUCUGUAAAGCAGUGUGCCUUUGGAAGUAUCAUUUAAACAUUUGAGAUGUGCUUUAAAAUAAAUAGUGACCCUCAGAUAAAGCUGGAGAAUACAGACACCAAGUGUAAUGUGUAAGGACAAACCAUGUUCAGGAACAAAGGUUGUCUAUUCUGCCCCUUACUGUCAAGGUAUUAAUAAGAUAUGAGAGAAGGUAGAACUCAGCCUUGAGUAUAGUUCCAAAAAUAAUAUGCUGAGAACAGGAUCAAGUCUUCACACCAGCAAUGCUGAGUAAUAUGAGUGCAUUAUAGAGUUCAGAUAUUGGAAAAAAAUCACCAGAAUGAGGUGUUUAGAGUGGGGCAUAGUAUUUUUAACAGUAAGGAAUCCCAUCUUCAAUUCCAGAGUCAAAUAAAAUAACUGCAAGUCUUUAAAGCCAAAUGAAGAAGGCUUAUGAUAAAGGAAAUCAAGGGAAUUAAGAAAUUGAUAUUCUCCCAGAGGCCUUUCUAGAGUAUUGCUUACAUUUCUCUCUGCUGUGAAGACUUAUUUUAUAAAGCAACUGAAGGAACAAUAGGUUCAUUUUGCCUGUAGAUGAAUGAUAGAGAAGGGUGAGAUGGCUGGCCAUGUACCUGCAGUGAGAAUUGAGUUCUAGAGUUAAUCUAGUUUAAUGGGAUGUGUUCAAUUCACAGUCACUUCUCAUCAAUAGAUUAAUGUCACUGGAAAGCAUUUCUGCAAGGAAAUUCUGUUGGUUUUUGUUAUUUGUUUUGCUUUAGCUUGCUCUUCUAAACUGUCAGGGUGAGACUAUUGUCUAGCACCUUGAAAGUCCACUUGUCUUGUCCUAUAAGCACAAUGGACUUUCCAACCAGAUAUCAUUAUCCACACCUACUGUGUACACACAACAUUCUCCGAACAAUACACCUGAAACCUAUUGCCAACAUGGGCACCCACAUAUAUCAGAUUGCAAAUUUUAUAUGCUGUGAACCUUGGAAAUGAUUACUGUCCUUAGAAAAACCUUCAGUAAAAUCUUAUUUACAGUCAAAUAUGUCACAAAUCCUUAUUGAUACUGUGAAAGAUGGCCUGAUCCAGCCUAGACUAGUUUGAGUAACUGUACAUCCAGACAAAUUGUGUCUUUAAAGUGAACUUUUACGAUGGAUAUCCUGUUUACCACCUCCUUCCUAUGUACACUUGUGUGUGUGUAAUCAACGUAAAGUGCUCUGUGGAAAGGGACAUGCAGGAGGAAGAAAUGUCUCCCUCAUCUAAGCCCAUAAGUUGAAAUAAAGACUUGCGUAUGCUACAUCCCUUCAACAAAACAGCUACUGUUCUUGAACUCCAUGAAAGAAACUCCAAGCAAAACCUGGAGCCUGUGAAUUCCUUUACUAUAAGGCCUACAGUUGCUUCUUACAAUACUGCUUUCUGAUCUGUACUGUCAUUUUGCUGUGAAUAAAUUUUCACUAAAAAAUCUGCAUGAGCCUUUACCCCAAAUCUUUGAA
Messenger RNA from Mus caroli (Ryukyu mouse), 6522 nucleotides. The record is from RefSeq and is a predicted model, not a curated record. NCBI's taxonomy places the organism in Eukaryota, Metazoa, Chordata, Mammalia, Rodentia, Muridae.